Messenger RNA from Protopterus annectens (West African lungfish), 951 nucleotides. RefSeq names its product prosaposin-like. Bases 12 to 848 code for a protein of 278 amino acids. Gene Ontology annotation, cellular component: lysosome. The transcript has 8 exons. Gene Ontology annotation, biological process: sphingolipid metabolic process. The record is from RefSeq and is a predicted model, not a curated record. Lineage: Eukaryota; Metazoa; Chordata; Ceratodontiformes; Protopteridae.
UCAGAUCAGCCAUGGCGACAUUCUAUCUUCUUCUUCUCUGCAUCAUUCCAGCGGUGACAAGCAAUGCAAUAACACAGAAUCUGUGCUCCAAGGGACAAGAAGUCUGGUGCUAUGAUCUUGAAACUGCAGCUGCAUGUGGAAAAGUGUCAUACUGCACUCAGUAUGUGUGGCAAACAUCUGGACAGGAUAUUGUAGAAGAGAAGCUACAUCUCCUCUGUAAACCUUGUAUUAAAAUCACAAAGAAGCUGAAGGAAAAAGUGGCUAACACAACCACAUUGGAAGACAUCAUUCAUGUUGUCAAAACGUUCUGCAAAUUGACAAACUCUGAGAAAUGCCAUGAGGUGGUUGACAAGCAAUUGACAGCUAUUGCAAAAGCACUUAAGGGAGACAUGUCUCCAAAGGAAAUUUGUAUGAAAAUAAAGUUGUGCAAAUCAGAGUUCACCAGUUUUACAGAAGACCUUAGCAACUCUGGUAUGCUGCUAACAAGUGACUGUGAAAUGUGCAGAGGGCUCCUGCAACAGAUUAUGCUAGCUAUUAGUGAGAAUAUGAACAUCAAAGCCAUAUAUGCUGUGCUGCAUGGUGUGUGUCAGAGCAAGCAAAGUUAUUUUCCUGAAUGUGACAGCUUUCUGACUGUAUACAAAUCUAGACUGUUGAGCAUGAUGAAUAAGGCCUGGGACCAAGAGACCUUUUGCCAGGAAAUAGAGGCAUGUGUUCCAGCCCAGCCUGUCCCCUUUCUGCAGGAGAACAUGUGCAAGGAGGGACCACUGUACUGGUGCACCAACAAGGAGACUGCAAGGAAGUGUAAUGCUGUAAUGUACUGUGCAAAGCAAGUCUGGCAGUAUCUCUAGCUGAUCAUGAAGAAAAAGAAGCACAGGAACCUGUGUGCUGCACAUAGAGGCUACAGCUUUUAUAUAAGUGCACAUCUGCAGCUUAUUGGGGCCAGUUUUCUGU